CUUUUCGUAAUUGGAGAAAAGGGUAUUUUUCGUAAUUACCACGCCAACCACAGGUCCACAACACACAGUUCAUUUUCCCCGGCCUCAACGAUCUUGGCGUGGGUUCUUUCAACUUUCGCGGACGCGCCAAAGAAUCAAAAGUUUAAAUAACUGAAACAAAUUUCAAGCCUGAGCAAAAGGGAUAAAUAGCAGCUCGGUGAAUUUCAUUCAUGGCUGCUACUCGACCUCGGGCUGGCAGUUUCUCACGCAACCUUUCUGCUUCUAAUACGGUGUCACAAAUUCCUGGUCUUAAGCAUGGCCCUAAUGGGACCAUGUUCCUCUCAUCCGGCAUCCCGGAUUUCGACAAAAUUUUGGGUGGUGGGUUUGCUUUGGGGAGUCUUGUGAUGGUUAUGGAAGACCCUGAGGCGCCACAUCAUAUGUUGUUGUUGAGAAAUUUUAUGUCUCAAGGACUUGUUCACCAUCAGCCACUUGUGUACGGGAGCCCCGCAAAUGAUCCGAGAGGGUUUCUUGGUACUUUGCCUAAUCCGAUGACUUCGAAGGAUGAUAAGUCUCAUGUCCAUGAAACAGAGCAGGAUAAGGGUUUGAGAAUUGCUUGGCAAUACAAGAAAUAUUUCGGGGAACAUAAUUUAGAGUCUCAGAGAGAUGGAAAGUCAGAAUAUUGUAGUGACUUUGAUUUGCGGAAGCCCUUGGAGAGGCACUUCUUUAGUGGACAAAAUAUUGAUUGCGUGAGCCUUAGAAAUUCUUCAGAUUUAGCUACAUUUCAAGAACGAUGUUCGAGCUUCUUACCUCAAGUUCCUCGGAACACUGGGAACAUAAGAGGUAUUCGAAUUGCUAUUCAGUCACUGUGUUCUCCGCAGUGCGAAUAUUCAAACAAGGAGUGGGAAAUACUUUCUUUUGUAAGAUCUCUAAAAAAUAUGUUACGAUUGUCGAAUGCGGUAGCCAUUAUAACCUAUCCACCUUCACUUGUUUCAACAAAUUUCUCGAAAAGGCUGCAGCAUUUGGCUGACACCUUAGUUUCUGUGAAAGCAAUUCCAGAUGAAGACAAGGAACUAGCUAAGCUUCUUACAGGAUAUCAGGAUAUGGUUGGACUUCUUAGCGUUCACAAAGUGGCUCGUAUUAAUACACAGGUCCCGAUUAUUCUGGAGGCAACAACAUUCUCAAUGAAACUGCAAAAACGAAGAAUGUUGAUUUUGGAAUGCCUAAACCAAGCCCCUGUGGAUGGUUCAAGUGGUACUUCUUAUGCUUCCUCUGGAAGUUGUUCUGGGUCUUCGAAGACAGGAUCCCUCGACUUUUAGACAGUGUAAGGUGCAAUGUGUCAUUAUAUUUACCUACAUUUGCGCCACAAUAGAUAGAUUGUCAUGAGAUUCAAAGGCGAAAAACUGUUAAAAGUGUGCUUUGUUUCGACUCUGAAACAUUGGAUUGAUUUUUGAAAUUAAAUUAUUUUUCGCUUAUUAUUGCUAUAAAAUUACAAUUCCAUCCAACCUAACAUAUGUUAGUGGAUAUUUAUAACUAAGGGGUGGCAAGAAAAAUUAGUGAUAAUGCUUCUAUGGUCUCAACAGACUCAUCAACAUAAUAAUGAGACACAGAACU
Messenger RNA from Striga asiatica, 1590 nucleotides. NCBI's taxonomy places the organism in Eukaryota, Viridiplantae, Streptophyta, Magnoliopsida, Lamiales, Orobanchaceae. The record is from the annotation of a GenBank genome assembly.